Messenger RNA from Calidris pugnax (ruff), 1525 nucleotides. RefSeq names its product alpha-1-antitrypsin-like. The record is from RefSeq and is a predicted model, not a curated record. Gene Ontology annotation, molecular function: serine-type endopeptidase inhibitor activity. Gene Ontology annotation, biological process: negative regulation of endopeptidase activity. Lineage: Eukaryota; Metazoa; Chordata; Aves; Charadriiformes; Scolopacidae. The transcript has 5 exons. Bases 82 to 1443 code for a protein of 453 amino acids.
CAUGCAUGCCAUGUCCAAGAAAACUAGCUUCAUCAGCAUUUAGCUUUGUCCUUCUAGGUAAUACGUAUUUGAAGCCAUGUAAUGUUUAACAGAGGAAAACAGCAGUAUAAGCAGCAAGGAACAGCACAACCCAUACAAGAGCAAGAACCUUCUGAAUGUAAUCAGCUGCAAAGGAUGAUGAGGGCCACCCUCCCGCUGUGCUUGCUGGUGGUCACGCUUCACCUCACUGUCCACAGCCUGACCCAGACUGACCACGACAAUGAAAAGCCCAGCGCAACUGAACCCCAGGAGCCACAUCUCCAUGAGGGAGAUCCUCUUGAGUCCUGCAGACAGAUAGUCCCCAGCAACACAGACUUUGCCUUCCGGUUUUACAGGCAAGCAGCUACCCAAGAACCUGGCAAGAACAUUUUCUUUUCCCCGGUCAGUAUCUCUGCUGCCUUUGCCCUGCUGGCCCUGGGCUCCAGAGCCAUCAGCCAGACUCAGGUGUUGGAAGGGCUAGCCUUUAACCUCACUGACACCCAGGAGGAGGAGAUACACAAUGGCUUUCGUCAUCUCCUCCUCUUGCUUAACCGCCCUGGCAGCCAGGUGCAACUCAGUAUGGGAAACACUCUGUUCAUGGACAAACACCUGAAGCCACAGAAAACAUUUCUGAAGGACAUCAAAAAACUGUACAAUGCAAAAGUUGUUUCUAGUAACUUCCAGAAUUCCACCGAAGCUAAGAAAGAGGUCAAUGAACAUAUAAAGAAUGAAACUCAUGGGAAUAUAAACCAAAUACUUGAAGACCUUGAUCCAAACACUCUAAUGGUAAUCAUUAACUACAUUUAUUUCAAAGCCUACUGGGUAAAUCCUUUCAAUAUUAAGGGGACUCGCAAGGAUUAUUUCCAUGUGAAUAGGAAGACCUCAGUUGAAGUGAAGAUGAUGACUCGAGAUGGAUUUUAUAAAGCAUACUCUGACAGGAAGCUGUCUUGCAAAGUGGUGCAGAUUCCUUACAAGGGAGAUGUUGCAGCAUUAUUUAUCCUGCCCAAUGAAGGAAAAAUGAAACAGUUGGAAGCUGCCCUGACAAAAGACACCGUGGCUAAAUGGGAAAAAUCUCUUCAAAGACAGAGGAUAGAAGUGUAUAUUCCAAAAUUAUCGAUUUCAGGCAACUAUGACUUAAAGAAGAUAUUCAUGAAUCUAGGUGUAACUGAUGUGUUUUCUGACUGGGCUGAUCUGUCUGGAAUCACAGGAAAGCCUGAUGUGAAGGUUUCAAAAGCUGCUCACAAGGCCCUGUUGAAGAUUCAUGAGAAUGGCACAGAAGCUGCAGCAGUCACUAGCUUAGAUUUUCUUCCUCAUUCUGUUCCCCCUGUCGUUAAAUUCAACCGUCCGUUUUUGUUGUUGAUUGUUGAUCAAUAUACUCAAAGCAUUCUCUUCAUAGGAAAAAUUGUAAACCCAACUGAAAAAUGACGGGUCAGUGGCUGAUUUUAUUGAUUUGAAUUACAUUCUUCACGCAAUUUUAGUUCAAUGUGAUUAAAAUUAUAUCAAAACA